AUGCCUAUCGCCAUCACUCCUCCUGAGACCAAGGCCAACCCCAUGAGCCUGGCCGCUGUCUACGAGAACAAGAAGCGCAAGAUCAUCUGCUUCUCAGAUUUCGAUGGAACCAUCUUCAUGCAGGACACCGGCCACAUCCUCUUCGAUAACCACGGCUGCGGCUCCAAGAAGCGCGAGAUCCUGGACGAGCAGAUCAAGACCGGCGAGCGGUCUUUCCGCGAGGUCUCCGAGGAGAUGUGGGGUUCUCUCAACGUCCCCUUCGACGACGGCUUCGAGGUUAUGGAAAAGACCCUGGAGAUCGACCCUGACUUCCACGACUUCCACAAGUUCUGCAUCGCCAACUCAAUCCCCUUCAACGUCAUCUCCGCCGGUCUCAAGCCCAUAUUGAGGAGAGUUCUCGACACCUUCUUGGGCGAGGAGGAGUCUUCUCACAUUGACAUCGUCGCCAACGAUGCCGAGAUCACGGAUGACGGAACCGCAUGGAAGCCUGUCUGGCUCCACGACAACGAGCUCGGCCACGACAAGGCCCUCUCCAUGGGUGUGGCUCGCACGCAGGCCGAGAUGGAGUGCGAGGACGGCAGCAUCCCUCUUAUCGUCUUCAUCGGCGACGGCGUUUCGGAUCUUCCUGCCGCCCGCCAAGCCGACGUCCUGUUCGCUCGCAGGGGUCUGAGAUUGGAGGAGUACUGCGUCGAGAACAAGAUCUCGUACAUCCCCUUCGACACCUUCGCCGACAUCCAGAAGAAGAUUGAGGAGAUCAGGGAGGAGGACGACAAGAAGACCGGCGGCAAGGGUAUGCCCGCCGCCUUCAACCCCCGCGCCAACAUGUGGCGCCGCAUGUCGAGCAAGACCGCCGUUCCUCGCAUGGUCGCCAUGUCGCCUCAGGAGGAGAAGAUGUUCCUGUGGCCCGAUAUGUUCACUGUUGUUUCUCCUGUCGAGAAGGCCAGGGUCGCGCCCGUUCUGGCUUGA
Messenger RNA from Colletotrichum karsti, 966 nucleotides. Its product is annotated as 2, 3-diketo-5-methylthio-1-phosphopentane phosphatase. NCBI's taxonomy places the organism in Eukaryota, Fungi, Ascomycota, Sordariomycetes, Glomerellales, Glomerellaceae. The record is from RefSeq and is a predicted model, not a curated record. The transcript has 2 exons. Gene Ontology annotation, molecular function: phosphatase activity. The coding region runs from base 1 to 966 and encodes 321 amino acids.